ACGGAAGCAUCGCCACCAUCCAGCCAUCAUGCUAGCCGAAGACUGAAACUAGCUUUGCGAACUCAUGCAGUGACAACUCGGGUAAUGUUUUUUUAGGAGUGUAGUUUGGGCUUUGUUUUCAUGGGCACUGAGCUAUAGAAUGGAAUCGACAGCUUGUGUAUGAAGGUCGCUGUUUUCUUCGCCAAGAGGACCGGAUACGGCAGCUGUCUCGGUUAACUAGCCAGCAAGCUAGCGCGGCCAUCACGAGCAGCACAACAGAGCCACCGAGCCACAAGUCGGCGUUUCGACGUUGGAGAUUUCUACCGUCAUCAUGGAGAAGGCCGAUUUCUUGAAAGGACUGCCCGUCUACAAUAAGAGCAACUUCAGCAGGUUUCAUGCAGACUCUGUCUGUAAAGCAUCUAAUCGCAGACCCUCUGUGUACCUUCCAACACGUGAAUACCCGUCUGAACAGAUUAUUGUAACGGAGAAAACCAACAUCCUCCUGCGUUACCUUCAUCAGCAGUGGGACAAAAAGAAUGCAGCAAAGAAGAGGGAACAGGAACAAGGUGAGGGCGACAGCCCAGCACCCCCGAGGAAGAUCGCCAGGACAGACAGCCAAGAGAUGAAUGAAGACUCAUAAGUGUGUGUGUGUGUGUGUGCUUGUGAGAGAGUGUGGGUGUGUGUGUUUGCAUAUGCAGGGUAUAGCCAACAAAAACAAAGGAUAAUCCGACCUAAGUAAGGACUUCUUACUUAGGUCUACACGAUCUACACGAUGGCAGCACGCCUUUCCUGGCAUGACAUGAGGUCAUCCAUAGAGAGUUCGGGGAAUUUCCAUCGACAAAGCAGCCAUUAUGGUGUAAAGAUCAUGUGCAUGAAAAUGAUGUAAGCAGCAGUGAUUCUGUUAUUUACUGACAGAACACAGCUGUCAGAGGAGCGUUGUGUUGUAGUGAUGUUGGCCAUUCCCUGUGUAGUUCAUGUAUAUGUGUGUGUGCAUGCUGAGCUGUGAGUGUGUGUCGUGUGUUGUACUGUGUGUGUGUGUGAGGUGAGUGGACAGGUGAAAACGUGAGUAGAUUUAAGAUGAGAAACAGACUUGACAGAUGAAGUCAGACACUACUCUUAAAAACAUAACUGGUACAUGACUUGUGUAGCCUUCUGUCAGCUGGAGAGUCUGUUCUGAUUCGUGUGAACAUUUUGUUACUGUUUUAAUUUUAUUAUAAAUAUUAUUGUUUAUGUAUUGGCAAUGAGCUUCCUGCCAGCCACAGUGCCCACCCUCUCAGUUUCACUGCCCACUUUGCAACCACAUGGGGGCAUUGCAACAUUUCUCCACACUGUUUGAAUCAACAGAACCAGGAAUGCACUGUGAAGAACAGCACAAAGUAGAAGCAACUCUUCCAGAAUACCCCUUAGAUGUGUGUUUAUGGUGAAUAUUCAUAUCCGCAUUCUAUUCUGGGACUUGUGAUCGUAGGAAACAUGUUGUGUUGGUGUGUCUGAGGAGUAUUUUAACAUCUAGCGCCACCUUCUGGCUGACCGAGGCGGGUAAGAAUGGGACUUUCUGAGUUUUAGCUGUUCGUUCACCGAAAGAUGUAAAAGACAUGGAGAGGAAAAAGUUAUGGCUAAAAUGGCUAAAAUAAGAAAAUUUAAAUUGCAAGACUGCAUUUUUCAGUUGCACAAUUUGGUAACAGCACAGAUGGUGAAGAACAACAUCUAUAGUAAUGUUGGGAAAAGGGAAAAGAGCGCAUUAUGUGUAAAUAAUUACCAGUACCAGAAUUAGUUUAUCCAAUGGAGUAUCUUUGUGUCUGCCUUUUUGUAAAAUAAUACAUGCCCAUGGAUACAAUACAACAUGACCCUUGUGAAAGUAAAGAGGAGAGCCCCGACGCCCAGUGGACGUUAUCUCGCCUUGCAUGUUGAUGUUUUCACAGCUGGGUGUUAUAUUCCUGGACCAGUAAUACAACUGAUGGGGUGUUGGGGUCGUGGCGUUCUCUUGCGUGACUGUGGAAGGUAUUAGCCUAGAGGCCUUACAACUCGUCAUCGUGGUUCGGACCCUUUUGCUCCCCCAGCUCAGGGCCCAGGUUAGCUGUGCUGUUCGCCUUGUCUUCGUGACAGCCCUGGAUGGUUCUCGUCUGUGAGCUGGCUUAGAGGAACACAGGGGGGUUUAAAGGGGUGUUAUACUUUCAGCCAUAGAAUGCACAAUAAGCAUGCACAGCAACGUGCAGUCGCCAUCCUGCCUUGUUCCUGACAUUCAGUUUGUAUUGGUGUCAUAUACUGUGCAACACUGAAUAAAGCUUCUUUUUUUUAAACGUUCUUAUCACUGCCCAGCAGAGUCACACUGAAGCCUCCUGUCCUUCCUGUUCUUUUAUCAGUCGAUGCUGCAACGUGGGUCGACGGUGUGGUCAGUCAUCUUCCUACUGACAGUGUAAAUACCCCCCUCGUUUUUCAAAUCCACGUUCCGCUUCUGCUCAGAUAGACUGUUCGAGGACACCCUAAGCCUUGCCCCCAUCUCAUGUGUGUUAGAUCAGAUAUGUUCUUUUUAGCUUUGCUCAAAUAAAACUGGAUUGAAACUGGG
Molecule: messenger RNA, 2542 nt
Organism: Stegastes partitus (bicolor damselfish)
Lineage: Eukaryota; Metazoa; Chordata; Actinopteri; Pomacentridae
Gene: dda1
Product: DET1 and DDB1 associated 1
Exons: 5
Coding region: 311-619 (102 amino acids)
Biological process (GO): positive regulation of proteasomal ubiquitin-dependent protein catabolic process
Cellular component (GO): Cul4-RING E3 ubiquitin ligase complex
Source: RefSeq, a predicted model, not a curated record